Tyto alba (common barn owl) is the source of this 6297-nucleotide messenger RNA. RefSeq names its product nuclear cap binding subunit 3 (gene NCBP3). Gene Ontology annotation, molecular function: mRNA binding; RNA 7-methylguanosine cap binding. The transcript is spliced from 14 exons. Lineage: Eukaryota; Metazoa; Chordata; Aves; Strigiformes; Tytonidae. The record is from RefSeq and is a predicted model, not a curated record. Gene Ontology annotation, cellular component: cytosol; nucleus. Bases 1415 to 3226 code for a protein of 603 amino acids.
UUCUCCUCGCGCCUUGCCGGGGCUCUCACAUCGGCUUCUCUGUGACGGGCCGGCGGGAGGAGGUUUCAGGGGCGCCAGUGUAAACCGGCCCUCGCCCCAGGAGGGCGGCCAAGACUUUUCUCUGCAGUUGGUACACCCCGUUAGGAGGGCUGCAGGCUAGUCCCCUGAGCGUCCCAGCUCCCCGAUGCCUCCCCAGCUUCUGCCGCUCCCUGUGGUAGCUUGUGUGAAGCCACGCUUGUCUGCACGCGAGGGUGCAGCUCGCUGUGCUUUUUUUUUUUUCCUCCAGCGCUCUACCAGCAGUUCCCGUCCUCAUCUUCCCUGCCAGCUGCGCAUUCCCGCCACACGGUUGUGCCAGCACAGCUGUUUUCAUGGGACUACAUGCUGAAUUAGGCCAAUGCACUGUUCUGGGUUAAAAAUAGCUCUGCAGAAGAAAAAGUUAUUUAUAUGCAGGACAGUUCAAUGUGUUACCGUAGGAGGUAACCUGCAGGGUUGCCUGCAAACAGGAGAGAGUUUAGGUUCCACUGAUGCCACAGAGAAAUGCAUGUGUGUGCACAUGCAUAGAUAAAAAGUGAUAUCUGUAAGAAUUAAGCAAUAAUUACCACUUUUAGGUUGUUCUCUGAGAUCUCUUAAAUUACAGAGUAAUGUCUACAGAGCCUGGAUAAAUAUGUAUUGAAUUCUGUUCCAGCUUUGCUCAAUUCUCUGAGCUUUUCCCACAAAGGAAUGUGCUUUUUCAACUGUGUGGUAUCCAUGUGGUAGCACUUAUAUAAACAUAAUGUUAGACCAGAACUGUCCUUAACUAUGAGGGUGCCAUGUUCCUGCCUGACGGCAUCUCUAAUUUCUUGCAGGGCACUUUGGAGCCCUGUAAUUGUCUCAUAGAUGGGACUUUGGCAUUGUAUCAGGUAACUAGGGAUAUAUUAAUCUUCACAAUAUCCCAGUGAGCAAGUAUUCUGUCUUACAGGUGGGAGACACCAAAUAUGUAAGAAAACACCAGGUGCUUGAUUUCAGCUUAUCCAAUGGUUUAACAAAUGAACAUCCUUCCUCUGCUGAUCCUGUUCUCUCUCCAGAUGGACUGUAGGAAGCAGAGCAGGUCUGGCCCUUACAACCCCCCCACGCCCGCCCGGUUCUGGAUUUGUGCGCGCAGCGCGGAUCGCCCGCGGCUCGGCUGCCGACGCCGGGGGAAAAUGGCGGUGUAGCCCUCCUGCUCUCCGUAGCCCUGGAGGACCGGCGGCGCCGCGCUCUCCCGGCGUCUCUAUGGCCGUGGUGUGUGCCUGAGCGUGCUGGCCCCUCAACCGGUCCUGGCUUCUGGUGGCGCUCUAUCCGCGCGCUGCCGUCUCUGUGGUGUUUCUGGGCGGGACGCUCUGUGCCGCGGCGGCGCCGUCUCUGUGGCCGGGCGGAGGGCGGUCCUGGCGGAGCCAUGGCGGCUGUGCGGGGCCUGCGGAUCUCGGUGAAGGCGGAGGCAACGGCGACAACGGCGGAGCCUCGCGGCCCGGAGCCUGAGCCUAUGGAGGUGGAAGAGGGCGAGCUGGAGACCAUCCCAGUGAGGCGCUCGCUCCGGGAGCUCAUUCCGGACACUAGUAGGAGAUAUGAAAACAAGGCUGGAAGUUUCAUUACUGGAAUAGAUGUAACCUCCAAGGAAGCAAUUGAGAAGAAGGAACAAAGAGCAAAACGCUUUCAUUUUCGAGCUGAGGUGAAUCUUGCCCAAAGGAAUGUGGCACUGGAUCGGGACAUGAUGAAGAAAGCAAUUCCUAAAGUGAGACUGGACACGAUUUACAUUUGUGGAGUGGAUGAGAUGAGUACACAAGACAUUUUUGCCUAUUUCAAAGAAUAUCCUCCUGCUCAUAUUGAGUGGUUAGAUGAUACGUCGUGUAAUGUGGUCUGGCUUGAUGAAGUAACAGCAACACGGGCUCUAAUAAAUAUGAGUUCCUUGCCUGAUCAGGAGAAAACAAAAAGCAGAGAAAACAAUGAAGAGAAGACGUCUGAAAAAAACAAGAAAGAAAAACAGGAGGAAAGCUCUGAUGAUGAGACAGAAGAAGGCGAGGUUGAGGAUGACAAUCCAAGUGAUGUUGAGUUGGAUGCCCUCUCCCAGGUAGAAGAGGAUUCUCUCCUGCGUAAUGAUCUUCGCCCUGCCAAUAAACUGGCUAAAGGAAACAAGCUAUUCAUGAGAUUUGCUACUAAAGAUGACAAAAAAGAGCUGGGAGCUGCAAGGCGAAGCCAGUAUUACAUGAAAUAUGGCAAUCCGAAUUACGGAGGCAUGAAGGGGAUUCUUAGCAAUUCGUGGAAACGAAGAUACCAUUCACGUCGAAUCCAUCGGGAUGUGAUAAAGAAAAGGACACUUAUUGGGGAUGAUGUUGGCUUGACUCCUCCUUAUAAACAUCGUCAUUCAGGCUUAGUAAAUGUUCCUGAGGAGCCCAUUGAGGAGGAAGAGGAAGAAGAAGAUCAGGAUAUGGAUGAAGAUGACAGAGUUGUGGUAGAGUACCGUGAUGAACUGCAAGCUUUCAAACAGUCCCGAGACCGCAGUGCAGCAAGACGAUCAAGUGCUAGUGCAUCUGAUUCUGAUGAAAUGGACUAUGAUCUUGAACUGAAAAUGAUAUCAACACCGUCUCCCAAAAAGAGCAUGAAAAUGACAAUGUAUGCAGAUGAGGUGGAAUCACAACUGAAAAAUAUUAGGAAUUCUAUGCGAGCAGAUAGCAUAGCAACCAGUAACAUAAAAAAUCGGAUUGGCAGUAAAGGAUCCUCAGAGAAAAUUGCAGAUGUAAGACUACUGUUAGAAGAAAAACGUCAGAAUAAUACUGGGCCACGUCUGCCAAACAGCACUGUUAAAUCAGAUGUGCGGCAAAGACUGGGAAAAAGACCACAUUCUCCAGAAAUUAAACUUCCAAGUAGUACCUCCGCUCCUCGUCGAGAACCGGUAUCAGAUGUACACAGCCGAUUAGGCAUCCCCAAACAAGAUGUAAAAGGCCUCUACUCUGAUACCAGAGAGAAGAAAUCAGGUAAUUUAUGGACCCGAUUAGGGUCUGCUCCGAAGACACAAGAAAAGACUUCAGAUAAACCUGAAAACUCUGUGGCAUCUCCUGAGGAAGAUGAUUCAGAGCUCCAGCGGGUUUGGGGUGCUCUCAUUAAGGAAAAAGAACAGUCUCGGCAAAAAAAGAGUCGAUUGGAUAAUUUACCAUCUUUACAAAUUGAAAUCAGCCGAGAAAGCAGUUCUGGAUCAGACACUGAAUCAUGAUUGUUUUUACACUCUGAUCUUCACCUCAAGAUUGUGACUCUGCAGUGUGGCAAGAUUUCCUUUGCCCAAAAUCUGGACACUGGCAAAGACUCUGCAGUGAAGGUUCCACAAGUGUCUCUGUUACUUUUAUACAAAAAUAGAGAUGUGUAUACCACUUGAAACCUAAAGCAAUCACGUUUGUCUGGAGUCUGUGGUUGGCCCCGUGUUACACAGGGCACUGUCAUAUAUGUUUAUUACAGCAAACCUGUAGUUAAUUCUAGAAAAACACUUUUCCCCAAGCUUUGAACUUACAGGAGGAGGCAGAAAUGCUCUGUAUUUUUAAGAUGACCUUUUUGUUCUUAGUAUUUUUAACAUGGAGCCUUUUAACAAAAUAUAUUAUACAAUUCAUCCAAAGAACAGGGCAUUUCAUAAUCAACAUCAUUGCCUUGUCCUUCUGGCUCUUACCAGCACCUUUCUUUUCCUUUUGAAGUAAUAACAAUAAUGCUUUCUGGGUAGGCAGCCAGCAAGGAUAAAGCAUGAAGGGGUUAUCAUGUUCCCUUCCUCCAAAAUACUGAAUGUAAAUCCAAGAUAAACAUGUUAGUACAGUGAAAUUUCACAUAGUAUCCAAGUAGCAUCACUGCUCUCAAGGAAUUCUGCUCAUUUAUUUUGGUGAUACUGUGUUCUGCUGUAGCAGGGAUUGAGAUGUUCAAGACUGCAAAGUUGGAUGUUUGAAAAUUGUGUAAAUUCCCAAGGGUUUGGGGUUUUGUUUUGUUGUUUUUUUGUUUUGUUUUGGUUUUUUAUGUGAUGAGAAAUCCUAUUUCUUUCAUUUUAUCUGUAAUAUGUUUUGAAGAAAUCUAACAAUUUAAGAACAUACACUUUUAUAUUUGUGAGAAUUUUCCUGUUGGCCACAGUGAAAGCUUAUAGUGGUGUUUUCCUAUGUGCUGUUUAACUAUAUAUAUAUAACUGAAAGAGAAAAGGAGAACUAUAGGAUCGCUGUCUCAUGUCAAUAUUUUUGAAUGUUCUUAUUGUAUAGUACAUGUGGAUGUGCACAUGGUUGACUUGUUACCUUCAGCUUUUUUACCCACAGACCCUUUCUAGGUAGGAAAAAGGUUUGAUCAGUGUGCAACUGCAGUUCUUUCUUGUUGCCUGUGGCAUUUAUUUUAAUUACCAAUACUAAAUAAGGAAUAAUGCUAGCACAUCACAUUCUGGUAAACAGAACAAAAUGGUAGCAAAACCAUUGUCUGCUGCAUUUUGAUAGUCUAAAAAUUUAUUUGUAUUGUCUCUACUUCCUAGGUUGUCAGUCCAAAAUGGCUACGAAUCUCUCUUCCCCUUUCUGCUUUUCAACAAAAAAAUGUUUUAUCUUUUUUUCCCCUACUUUUGUACUAAGUUGAAGUAGGUUUGAGGCUUCACAAAAGUGAGGAAUCUGCAAUUAACUUUUCUUACUGCUUUAUUAUGUGUAAGAAUAGCAGCAUGUAAAACUAAAGUUAAAAAUGAAAGGUACAGUGACUAGAAGGGUAAUCUGGGGACUGACUGGGCUUAGAGCCUUAUUAUUUCCUUGUUUUGUGACACUCAUCCUUGAUUUUAUAUUUAAUUAUUGAAUAUAUAAAUAUGUCUCAUAAAAGUAUUGUUGAGAGUAAAUGACUGCAAUGUCUGAUCCCUCUAAUAAUUCAUUUUAACGUGUGCUUUCAUUAAUAUCCCUUAUAAAGCUUUAAAAUAGAAUCAUACACAUACCCUAUCCAUUUUUCAAGAUCCUGAUAAAAUUUAUUUAACUGGUGUCUUUUUGCCAGUAAACCUUUGUGUUGUAUUACUGAUUUGAAUCCAUUAUGACCUUUCCUUUUCCUGAAAGGAGAUGGUAGACGUGAAUCAUGCACACCUGGUCUAUGAAGACAGGCUUCUGCAUUGUCGUGAAUCUUUGCAUGUUUUUAAGCUCAGCAACUGGUUGUGGUCUGCUGUUAAUGUUGCUGAUAACCACUCUGUUUCCAUGUUAAUACUUAUAACUUGAGCCUGGUGAAGGACAGACUAACUGGUAUGAACGGCAGAAUGGGAAUAGAGAAUCUCUUCAACUGAUAUAAAAGAUCUGAACUAAUGGAUACAGGAAAUCAAGAAAAGCCAUGUAGGCAAAGCCUUGUGUUUGAGGAAGAGGAGCCAUUAACACUGGUAUUGUCUUUCAGGUGGUCGUGAAUACACCUUCCAGAUGCCUCCUUGGGGAUCUGUUGUGUUUAUGGUUUAUGGGGAGGGUUGUUUGUUAAUGAUGCCCAUGGCAUCUUAGCUGCAAGUAAAAUAGAAGUUCACUAUUGAAGGGACCUAUAGAGAGGGGGUUUUGUAAUUGAGCGUUUGCCUGGUUUUGCUUUAUGAUGAUGUACAGAGAAGUUUUGAAGUGUUUUCUGGUACCAGGAUCUCUAGCUUUCGUCUUCUUUAGGUUACCUGAACUGCUGGGUUUUGAUAAUUAAAAAUGAGCACUGAAUAUUUAGAGAAUGCAUUUUCCUUAACAUGGUCAACUUAAACCUAUUUGACCUAGAGAGAGACUGCACAGAGAAUUUUGGGUAAGUCCCCUUCUCUUUCUGGGCAGCUGUUUUGUUCUUAGCUAAUGUGUUCUUGACCUUUCACUGAACUCCCAGGUAUUACCACCUUCAGGGAUUUUGAUGCAGAAGUUAAUGUUCUGAUACCAAGAUGCACAACCUAUGUAUUUUACUAAAAUGAGAUUACGGUGAAAAUUGCAAGUAGUAGUACAGCUUUGGCUUUUGCUGGGGGAUCUAUGCCUCAGAGGAAAAAAUGGUUUUGAAUUUAGGUGACUCGUUACAGGACAACACUAGUCCUUUUAGGAGGUGUUUGCUGGUUUAAAAACGUAUUUUUUUAGAAAAUGGUUCAGGUAGCUGUUAUAUUGUGCAAAAGAAAUCGUUGUGGGGGCUACGGUCUCAGCGCCUGCAGCUGUCCUCAGUUAGAUGCUUUUAAGAUGAUAGCCAAUGUCUUUAACAGGGAAAAGGAAAGCAAAAAACCUUACUUUCAGUUCAAGAUGACCUUAUAAUGUGAAAAUAACGAAAAUUUUAUUUAAACAGCUGUUCUAUUCCAAAUAAAAGUGAUCUGAAAUCACA